UUGCAGCAAAGGUGAGAGCAACAAAUCGAGUGAAGCAUUAUUCUAAGCUCCAACGUUGAAAGAAAACAAUUAAGAAGAAUGCCGAUCUCUAAAAUUGUGAUUGGAAAUGCUUCUGAGUUGAGGCAAAGCGAUGCGCUUAAGGCCGCACUUGCUGAGUUCAUCUCAAUGCUUAUCUUUGUUUUCGCCGGACAAGGCUCCGGCAUGGCUUAUAAUAAGUUGACAAACAAUGGCGCAGCAACACCAGCUGGCGUAGUGGCAGCAUCAUUGUCUCACGCCUUUGCUCUCUUUGUUGCAGUCUCCGUUGCCGCCAACAUCUCCGGCGGCCACGUCAACCCUGCCGUCACUUUCGGCGCUUUCAUUGGUGGCCACAUCACUCUCCUCAGAACCAUUCUCUAUUGGAUUGCUCAGUUGCUUGGCUCCGUUGUUGCUUGCUUGCUCCUUAAAUUCGCCACAGCCGGACUCGAAACAUCUGCAUUUGCACUAUCUUCUGGGGUUGGAGCAUCGAAUGCAUUGGUGUUUGAGAUUGUGAUGACCUUUGGUCUCGUGUACACGGUGUAUGCAACUGCCGUGGACCCAAAGAAGGGUGACGUUGGGAUCAUUGCUCCAAUUGCCAUUGGCUUCAUUGUGGGUGCUAACAUAUUAGCCGGUGGGGCAUUUGAUGGUGCAUCCAUGAACCCAGCUGUGUCUUUUGGGCCUGCUGUUGUAAGCUGGACUUGGGCCAACCACUGGGUCUACUGGGCCGGCCCAUUCAUUGGUUCUGCUAUUGCAGCUAUUGUCUACGACGUUUUUUUCUUUUUUUUGAAGUUGAUUCCUAUGAGCUAUGUUCCAUUCUAAAAUCUCCUUUUAUUUGAAGCAAUGUUAAUUUCGUUGAGAGUAUAAUGGUUUUGGUAAUUUAUAUAAUGAAGAAUAUGCGAUGGUUAUGCUA
Molecule: messenger RNA, 925 nt
Organism: Arachis ipaensis
Lineage: Eukaryota; Viridiplantae; Streptophyta; Magnoliopsida; Fabales; Fabaceae
Product: aquaporin TIP1-3
Biological process (GO): water transport; transmembrane transport
Cellular component (GO): membrane
Molecular function (GO): water channel activity
Source: RefSeq, a predicted model, not a curated record